AGUUAAACAAACUAUCAAGUACUACACAAGCCGCAAAACCCCGGUUUUUGGGUGUUUUCUGGAUCUUUCCAAGGCUUUUGAUCUUGUUCGCUAUGAAAAGCUGUGGAAAAAGCUAGAAUACAGUAAAGUACCUCCUGAAAUUCUUAGCCUGUUUAAAUACUGGUAUGCACAUCAAGUAAAUGUAGUGAAAUGGUCAAACUCCUUUUCUGAACCCUAUAAACUGGAAUGCGGCUUGAGGCAGGGGGGGUUAACUUCGCCUAGGAUGUUUAACCUGUAUGUGGACUCCCUGAUCGAGGAGCUGAGUAGCACCCAUGUCGGCUGCCAUAUUGAUGGAGUUAAUGUUAAUAAUUUAAGUUACGCAGACGAUAUGGUGCUGCUCAGCGCCUCGAUCUGCGGACUGAACAAACUAUUAAAAAUAUGCGAAAAAUUCGCCAGUGAGCAUGGACUCUUAUAUAACAUAGAUAAAAGUGUAUACAUGGUAUUUCAGGCCAAGGGGAGACGUCCGGAUAAAGUUCCAAACAUUUAUUUGAACAAUAAAUGUCUUAAAAGAGUGGAACAAUUUAAAUAUCUUGGACACUGGCUAACCUUUGACCUGAAAGACAAUGUAGACAUAGAACGAGAGCGAAGAGCGUUGUCUGUGAGAGCAAAUAUGAUCGCCCGCAGGUUCGCGUGCUGCACAACAGAAGUUAAAUUAACUCUAUUCAGGGCUUUCUGCACCAGCUUCUACACGUGUAGCCUGUGGGUUGAUUAUACGCAACGACAGUACAACGCUCUUCGCAUACAGUAUAAUAACGCUUUUAGAGUGCUGCUGGCGCUGCCGCGGUACUGCAGCGCGUCGGGGAUGUUUGCCGACGCCCGCGUGGAUUGUUUUUAUACGACCAUGCGGAAGCGGUGCACAUCUCUGGCGCGCAGGGUGAGGGGCAGCGACAACACCAUUCUAAAAGUGUUAGCAAAUAGGUUUGACUUUGAGUAUAUGAAUCAUUGUUCGAUGAUUCAUAUGCGUAAAGUCACUACCUUGCGCAUGUGAAUCGUUGAGCGGUGGUUCUUAUGCUCAA
Messenger RNA from Aricia agestis (brown argus), 1055 nucleotides. RefSeq lists its product as uncharacterized. The coding region runs from base 263 to 1027 and encodes 254 amino acids. Lineage: Eukaryota; Metazoa; Arthropoda; Insecta; Lepidoptera; Lycaenidae. The record is from RefSeq and is a predicted model, not a curated record. The transcript has a single exon.